Yarrowia lipolytica CLIB122 is the source of this 1968-nucleotide messenger RNA. RefSeq lists its product as uncharacterized. The record is from RefSeq and is a predicted model, not a curated record. Gene Ontology annotation, biological process: regulation of transcription by RNA polymerase II. Gene Ontology annotation, cellular component: nucleus. NCBI's taxonomy places the organism in Eukaryota, Fungi, Ascomycota, Dipodascomycetes, Dipodascales.
AUGUUUCACGAAGCAGAAUUGUCGGAUACUCCAGAUGGCAUCACGCACUAUGACCUUCCGUCCCGGCCAACGUCCGCGGCGUCUUCGGCGUCGUCGCCGGUGUCCUCCGAGUGGAUUGAGGUGAAGGACGCCCAUGGCAACCCCAAACGAGUGCCAGAACGCAAGGGUCUGUUUUUCCCGACCCGUGGAGAGACGUACGGCGAUGCGUGGAACGGCAAUGUGCCCAAGGAAAAAACCACCGUCAAACGGACCCUGGCUCACGUCUGCCCCGAAGAGGGCUGUGACAAGGCAUACAGCCGGCCAUCGCUCCUAAAACAACAUCUACGGUCCCAUUACAACGAGCGGUGCUUUGUGUGCACUUAUGAGGGCUGUGGCAAGGGCUUCUUCCGCCGCUCGCAUCUCAAAGCCCACACAAACAGUCACACGGUGGCCAAACGAUACCACUGCUCGUUUUGCGCCAAGGGGUUCAACACGCGCCAGCACCUGCUGCGUCAUGAGGUGACCCACAAGUCGAUAAAACACUGCCCACACCAAGACUGCUCCAAGCAGUGUCGCACCGAGGUGCAGCUGCUGGAGCACUGUGUGGCCGACCACGCCACCUGGAAGCACCAGUGUACCUAUCCCGAAUGUGGACGCGCUAUUGGCUCCGAAAGACAGAUGCAAUACCACUGGGAACGGGACCACAACCAAACGCCGCAGUACAAGUGUCCGCAUGACGAGUGCGAAGAGGUGGCCUCACAGUGGAUCAAGCUGCAGAAGCAUGUUUCAAAGGCGCACAACCGGUGGCUGUGUCACCAUUGCGAAGGCAUCUUUGACGACGUGCAGUCCAUGUACGAGCAUGAGAAGAGCGUGCACGGUCUGUCUGUUCUCUACAGAGGCGGCCACCGGACUCCAGGCUACGUGCGGCAACUCUGGACGUGCCCUGAAGAGUCAUGUGGUCACCAAUCCUUCGACAAGGACCUGUAUGCCAAACACUACGUGUCGCACAACAAGGCCCCUGUUCGCGACAUGUUUGAGUCGGUGGCUGAGUACGACAUUACACCCGAGAUCAUUCCGUACUUUGAAAAGCCCGAAAAGCUGACGCGAAAAGGCCGUUCAGAGCGAACGAGUCUGGAGGGCAAGUCUGGGGAAGAGGAGUACCAGUUGCCUAGCGAACGCCCAGCCAAACGACAACGGCGAGAGGUCUCCAAACCCACAAACACCGCUGCCAGCAUCGUCGACAAAAUCACCGGAGCCGGCUACUCGGACUCUCGAACCAUCCCUUGCGUGGUCGAGACUUGUAUGCAUCGGUUCAACCGUAAGUACGAUCUCGACCGCCACGUUGCUGCCAACCAUGCCACCAACUGCGCCGUUUGUCCGUUUGGAUCUCACAUUCUCACCGAGGUCCGAGACCACAUGAGCGACGAACACCGCACCGAGUGGCCGGCAGAGUGCUACCAGGCCUCCCCAGACGCCCACAUCAAAAUCCAUCUUGCAUACCUUCGUGGAGAGACGCCUGAGGUUGAACCUGUUAACACUACCUCUCAGAACAUGUACAAAAACCUGCAUUAUCCUACUCCUGGACUGCGCAGAAACGCCCCCCGAGGACAGUCCAACUCCUCGUACAAUAGCCCACUGCACAGCCCCAUCAUUCAGGUGCCGCAGCGUGCACACUCCGAGAGCCCUAUGCACAUGUAUGGCAACUCAUACCAACCCAUCCAACACACCAGCCCUAUCAGUGUGACUUCAUACCCUACCCAGACUCCCACUCCGGGAUCCAUCGGGUCUCCUGCUCCACUACAGCAGCUCAAUGAGGCUGUGGAGUACGCUCCAUUUGAUUCGUUGCCGCUCAGUGCCAUGUCCUCGGCCUACGUGUCGCCUGCCCUGUCUCAUUCGAUUCUGGCUGGCGGACAUGAUAUGGAGUACUCGUCCAAUGAAGAGGUCAACUUUACCAAGGACUCUAUUGACCCGGAGUUGUUCCGACAGUAG